UCUGUGGACCUUUCUGGGUAGAAUAAAGUAAACUUUCUCCCUCAAAAGUCAGUGUUGAGGAGAAUGGCUGGAUACGUGGAUGGGUUUUACCAGCUGACAGCCAAACUGCUGUCCGGAGAAACCUUCAGUUUCUCCACACUGAAGGGCAAAGUGGUUCUCAUUGAGAACGUGGCGUCUCUCUGAGGAACAACAACCAGGGAUUAUACUCAGAUGAACGAGCUGCACUCCCGCUACUCCGACAGGGGACUCGUUAUUCUGGGUGUACCCUGCAAUCAGUUUGGACACCAGGAAAAUGCCAAGAAUGAGGAAAUCCUAAGAUCUCUGAAAUACGUGCGUCCAGGGAAUGGGUUCGAACCAAGGUUCCAGCUCCUAGAGAAGGUGGAUGUGAAUGGAAAGGACGCCCACCCCUUGUUUGUCUUUCUGAAGGGAAGCCUUCCGUAUCCCAGUGAUGACGGCGUGGCCCUCAUGACCGAUCCAAAGUUCAUUAUUUGGAGUCCAGUCUGUAGGAACGACAUCUCCUGGAACUUUGAGAAGUUCCUGGUCAGUCCCAGUGGGGAGCCCUACAAGCGCUACAGCAGAAAUUUCCUCACUAUUGACCUGGAGGCAGAUAUUCAAGAGCUACUCAAAGGAGCUCAGUAAAGUGUGUGGAUGGCUGAAAAGUAUAUCAGUGAUGAGCAGACUGGCCCAUCAGAUUAAUCAGUAGUCGCACAUCUGGUUUGGGUGUUUUAUCAUGUUUUCCACUUUCACAGUAAUGCAGCAUAAUAUUGACACAUCCCCUGUGGUGAACUAUGGUUGUUGAAGCUGUUUACUAAAUGAAGACGCUCCUUGAAGCCUGUUUGGGAAUGGAAUGUCUGAUAAAUAUGUAAACACAGACUCAACCACAGUUGAACCCAAUUCAUGUCACGUCUUUAUUUGGAAUAAAAACGUUAUGUCAUAUAA
Molecule: messenger RNA, 939 nt
Organism: Betta splendens (Siamese fighting fish)
Lineage: Eukaryota; Metazoa; Chordata; Actinopteri; Anabantiformes; Osphronemidae
Product: glutathione peroxidase 1-like
Exons: 2
Biological process (GO): glutathione metabolic process; response to selenium ion; response to hydrogen peroxide
Cellular component (GO): cytosol; mitochondrion
Molecular function (GO): glutathione peroxidase activity
Source: RefSeq, a predicted model, not a curated record